UACGCCUCCCUUCUCAUCUCUCAUCUCUCUCUCUCUCGCGGGCUGCCUAGUGACGACUCUCUUCUAGCUACAUUCAGGUUGCUGAAGGUUUAAGAAUCAUGGCUGAGAUUGUUGAUUUAACUGGAGAUGGAGGUGUUCUGAAAAAUAUUCUCCGGCGAGCAAAACCUGAUGCUAUUGGUCCAUCAGAGGAUCUUCCUCUUCUUGAUGUGCAUUAUGAAGGGAGUCUUGCCGAGACCGGUGAAGUAUUUGAUACGACACGCGAGGACAAUACGGUUUUCACAUUCGAGGUAGGCACGGGAUCAGUCAUCAAGGCCUGGGAUAUUGCACUCAGAACUAUGAAGGUUGGUGAGGUGGCACAAAUCACCUGCAAACCAGAAUAUGCAUAUGGUAGUGCUGGGUCUCCCCCAGAUAUUCCCCCUGAGGCAACUCUUGUAUUUGAGGUGGAACUGGCUGCUUGUAAACCUAGGAAAGGCGCAAGCUUGGGCAGCUUAUCGGAUGAAAGGACAAGACUUGAUUUCUGUCGAAACGGACCCGCCCUAACGGGUUUGCAUUCAAUAUAAAUGUGUCACAAAUGGUACAAUAUGUGCACCCAGGGAGCUAAAGAAACAGAGGGAAGCGGCAGCGGCGAACAAAGAGGAAGAGAAGAAGAAGAGAGAGGAAGCCAAGGCGGCUGCCGCCGCGCGUAUCCAAGCAAAGCUGGAGGCAAAGAAAGGUCACCAUCAAGGCAAAGGUAAAUCAAAGUAGGUAGCAGCCUAUGGUGUAAAAAGAACUCAUCACCAUUUAUUCCUAAGUUGGUUGUCACAAUGGACCAGAUAUUUGUGUUUUUUCUUAUGUUUAGGUCAUUUGUACUCCUUUGUUCCCGCAAAAAAUUUUUGUUCUUUUC
This is a messenger RNA of Cuscuta campestris, 883 nucleotides long. NCBI's taxonomy places the organism in Eukaryota, Viridiplantae, Streptophyta, Magnoliopsida, Solanales, Convolvulaceae. The record is from the annotation of a GenBank genome assembly.